Closterium sp. Yama58-4 is the source of this 477-nucleotide messenger RNA. NCBI's taxonomy places the organism in Eukaryota, Viridiplantae, Streptophyta, Zygnematophyceae, Desmidiales, Closteriaceae. The record is from the annotation of a GenBank genome assembly.
AUGAGUGAUACGGCGAGAACUGAGCUCAUUAAGUGGGCUAUGGGUUACGUUGCUUGUGCCGAGAGGCUGGAGUCUUGGUGGGUGCCUCCUCCCACCACUGUUAAAUGGCUUAUCAUCAGCAACUCUCAGGAUUUGAAGGCAAUUUUAAAACUCAUAUACCCUGACAAGGUGGUGGUAUCAGACAUUGUCCCGAUGCAUGUCAACAACCUUAUGCUUGAUGCUGCUGAUCCGUCAGACUCAUCACCACCCCCUUCAGCACAAGCUACUCACACCAGACAAGCAUCGGUAUAUACUGGCGCUAUCACAGAGUGGCUCCUUUUGGCAGCUUCUGACAUUCUAGUUAUAUCUAUGUCUGGAUUCUCUCACACAGCAGCGUUUUUCUCGCAUCGCCUAAAUGCUGUCCAUAACCUGGAUACCUGUGACCCAGAGGUCCCCAUGGAAACAUACGCCUUAGGACGCAUGUGGAGUGGAGUGUAA